AUGAAGCUCUUCACUGUCAUGUUUUCCUACCUCCUCUUUCUUGGCCUCUAUACACCACCAAGCCUGUCAGACAGUCCACCUCUUCAAGAUAUGUGCCCUAUGGCGCCUCAGGAUGAAAGGAAGCUGUUCAUGAACGGCUACCUCUGCAAGCACCCGAGCACCAUUCUGGCUUCCGAUUUCAAGACAUUGCUUCUCAACCAUGCCGGGAAACUAGACAACAUGGUCCGGUCAUCGGCGAACAUCGUCACCGCUGCCGAGUUCCCUGGCCUCAACACCCUUGGCAUGUCGAUGGCACGCACCGACAUCGACUCCUAUGGGAUAGUGCUUCCCCACUCUCACCCAAGGGCGUCGGAGAUGAUGUUUGUCCAUGAUGGCAGCGUGCUGGCCGGUUUCUUUGACACCACCGGUAAGCUGUUUCAGAAGAGAUUAUGUGAGGGGGAUGUUUUCAUCUUUCCCCGUGGUCUUGUUCACUUCAUCAUGAACUAUGGUCUCCGUCUUGCCACGACGUUCUCGGUGCUCAACAGUCAGAACCCUGGUGUGGUUGGAAUCACCCACGCGAUGUUUGCGCCAGAUUCAGAUGUAGCUGAGGGGCUGGUGGCAAGAAUGAUGAAGUUCAGAGAGAUGGAAAUCUCUGACAACAAGACUACUGAUUUUUCAUGGACUUCCUGAUUAGUUAUGUAACUAAUCAAGAUAGUGGAUCUAAUUAUUAUGAAAUUUACCCGCAGAUGAUGAUUUCCACGUUUCAAUCUUGUCAUGUAUUUGGACAGAAUCUCAGUCUAGUAAUGUUCUAUACUCAAUGAUGUAAAUACCAUGUGAUGUAGCUGAUUAAUAUCUGUAGGAAACUAGGAAUUAUAUAAAGAUCAGAAUUGCGACGCAUAGAUUGGGACCAUAGCCUUCUAUCUGUUUACCUUACAGGUUGGUUGUUUAGCCUGAACCCUGUCGUGAUAAUAAUAAUGAUCCUGGACGCUAUGCAUUAUCUCUCCAUGGUGUUGUUUCUAUCUCAUUAGUGUCGCACAUGCACAACCAAGUUUUGGAACCUUAUGUAAGCUGUGACAUGAGAUUUUUGUCAAGCGACAGCAAGCCAGUCUCUUUGGUUCAGCAUCACCAAGGUUGACAUCCUCUGGACUGUAUGUAUCGUAGCCUUGCUUUUCCUUUUGCUUUACUCAGUGGAAUUCUAUACCGUUCUUUUAGUAUUGUUAUCUUUUGCUCCUUGCAGUUGUGGUGGUCCCUUUCUUUUCCCUUCCUUCUUUUGAAAGUGAAGCUUAUUUUUUAUUCUCUCUUCACUGAAAGUUUGAUUCAUAGGUAUAUACCUAUGAUGCCACUUACAGAUUUGUGCAAGGAUUAUCCUACCAAUCAACUAGCUACUCGUGCAUAGGAUUCUGAGCACUCGGCGGCGAGGUGAACAGGUUGAGCUUAGCGAGGUCUGAAGAAUAAUCCAGAGGGAACGAAUGGCUACUCGACUGCGCCCUGAAUUCAGACCAGUGGCAUUGUAAGCAGCACAACUUCUAUCUGACUAGAUUUGCAAAAAUGUUGUGAAAUCUGAUGUCAUAUACCCUGAUAAUAGGGAGCAUUACAUGGUCACAGCAGUAGCAGAGAUAGUUCAGUCAGACUUGACACCCUCUAGGCAUGGUUGGUCUUUCUGUGAGCAGGAGAGAAAUUCAUGUCUGGCUUCUCAUACAAUAUGCUAGCUGUGUUAUGUGACUUGUGUCUCAGUCAAUACAUCUUACCUCAUACUUGUCGCUCAAGCGGAUUUAUCUAGACAAGCGACAAGUAAUUCCGGACGGGGGAGUACAUCUUAAAGGCUGAAAUUUAAAUGUCAUAUACAAUACGCUUUCCUAAGUACAACAGUACUUGUGUAAUAAAAACACACUGAAUUUUUUUCCUGCCACAAUCUAGAUAUAUCUUGUCAGGAUUAUCAGUUCACCUAGGACCUCAUACAUCCCAGGCUAGAGGUGCAACCGAGGAGCUCACAUUCACAGUAAUAGCAAAAUCAACUGGAUUUUUAACAACAAAGUUGUGCUCUAUGUUGGUCUCUGGAUUCUUGGUACCUUCCAAGACUUUGACAACCUCAGACAUUUGAGGCAUUCUUUGCAAUCAAUCUGCGUACACCACAUUGCCAUCUUUAUCAUCUGAAUUACCUCUCGCUCAUGUGUUUGAAUGUCGUUACUAUUCUUUGUCAAUCAAAUCUACCAACUGAUCAGUCUUAACGUUUUCUUCCAACAUGGUAAUAAGAUGCAGGCUCACUUCAGAUCGGGAAGAGUCGAGAUUCUUUCUUCCGCUGAUGAUUUCCAUGACGACAACACCAAAGCUGUAGACAUCAAACUUUCUGUAAUCUGCGACGUCAACCCGUGAAACUGCAUGAUUGCCAGAAACUGUGUGUCAGAACAGUGGAAUAUGUUCUGUACAUGCAAACCCGUCCGUCCAAUGUUGUUCAUUGUGAUAGCUUUCAUUGUAAAAUUUGCCGCUAGACUACUAGCUCUGUUCGUUCCUGAUACACUCUUUGCUGCCACAGGCACAUCUGGAUGGUCACAGCUGCCAGCUGGAUGCUUGGACGCCUUGUUGACUGGCCUAUCAAAAAGUCAGGAAUUUUCUUGAAACCUUUUGACAUCAUAUUGGGUACAAGAUGUAUCUCUCAUGGAAGAUAAUAU
Messenger RNA from Aegilops tauschii subsp. strangulata, 2648 nucleotides. RefSeq names its product germin-like protein 11-1. NCBI's taxonomy places the organism in Eukaryota, Viridiplantae, Streptophyta, Magnoliopsida, Poales, Poaceae. The record is from RefSeq and is a predicted model, not a curated record. Gene Ontology annotation, molecular function: manganese ion binding.